Molecule: messenger RNA, 999 nt
Organism: Scheffersomyces coipomensis
Lineage: Eukaryota; Fungi; Ascomycota; Pichiomycetes; Serinales; Debaryomycetaceae
Product: type I glyceraldehyde-3-phosphate dehydrogenase
Exons: 1
Coding region: 1-999 (332 amino acids)
Biological process (GO): glucose metabolic process; glycolytic process
Cellular component (GO): cytosol
Molecular function (GO): NAD binding; NADP binding; glyceraldehyde-3-phosphate dehydrogenase (NAD+) (phosphorylating) activity
Source: RefSeq, a predicted model, not a curated record
AUGGUUAAAGUCGCUAUCAAUGGUUUCGGUCGUAUCGGACGUUUAGUGUUAAGAAUCGCCUUAGGUAGACCAGACAUUCAAGUUGUUGCUGUCAAUGAUCCAUUCAUUGCUGCCGAUUAUGCCGCUUAUAUGUUUAAAUAUGAUUCUACUCACGGUAGAUAUAAAGGUACCGUUGAAGCUGAAGGUGACUUUUUAGUUAUUGAUGGUCAAAAAAUUAAAGUUUUCCAAUUUAAAGAUCCAGUUGAUAUUCCAUGGGGGGAAUAUGGAGUUGAAUACGUUAUUGAAUCAACUGGUAUUUUCACUAAAUUAGCUGGGGCUCAAAAACAUAUUGAUGCCGGGGCUAAAAAAGUUAUCAUUACUGCUCCAUCUGCUGAUGCUCCAAUGUUUGUAGUUGGGGUUAAUGAAGAAAAAAUUACUAAAGAUUUAACUAUUAUCUCCAAUGCUUCUUGUACCACUAAUUGUUUAGCUCCUUUAGCUAAAGUUAUUAAUGAUAAUUUCGGUAUUAAAGAAGGGUUAAUGUCAACUGUUCAUUCCAUUACUGCCACUCAAAAAACCGUUGAUGGUCCAUCUCAUAAAGAUUGGAGAGGUGGUAGAACUGCUUCAGGUAAUAUUAUUCCAUCAUCAACUGGGGCUGCUAAAGCUGUUGGUAAAGUUAUUCCAGAAUUAAAUGGUAAAUUAACUGGGUUAUCAUUAAGAGUUCCAACCACUGAUGUUUCCGUGGUUGAUUUAACGGUUAAUUUAGAAAAACCAACCACUUAUGCUGAAAUCAGUGCUGUGGUUAAGAAAGCUUCUGAAGGUCCAUUAAAGGGAAUCUUAGGUUAUACUGAAGAUGCAGUUGUUUCAACUGAUUUCUUAUCUUCAACUUAUUCUUCUGUUUUCGAUGCUAAGGCUGGUAUCUUAUUAUCUCCAACUUUUGUUAAGUUGAUCUCAUGGUAUGAUAAUGAAUACGGUUACUCUACUAGAGUUGUUGAUUUAUUAGAAUAUGUUGCUAAAUUAUAA